UUUCUCUUGAAUGAUUUAUAGGUCACUGAAGUGCAGGUGGAGGAAGUACAGGAUAUUGAAGAUGUAGAGGAAGAUGUCCAACAGACAGAAGAAGAGGUCAAUAUGAACGAAGUACAUGGCAUGGACCAUGGAGCAAUACAACAGAUGCAAGUCCAAGGUGUACAUGGGUUACAUAUGGGUGCUGGUAAUAUAAACCAGAUCUCUGAUGUGAACAGCCUUGACCACUCUGGGGUUCAUCCACAGGUCCUUCAGACGGUCCAGUUACCGUCCGGUCAGAUACAGCACAUCGCCAUGACAUCCAUGCCACAGCAGGUGCUAGGGUCAGUGGGCACCAUGGGUUCUCCUCAAGCCACUCCAGUCGAAGCGUACAAGGUUCAACAAGUUCAGAUCAACGAUCAGACAGUGGAGCAGUUGGUACGAGUUCAAACGUCCGCAGGGACGACGGUCACCACGAUAGAUGCUGCAACGGCCGAGAGGCUGGUGAAGUUGAGAGAAGAAGACCUGAUCAAAUUCUCUGCUGCUCAGGGUAUAACCCAGGCUCAGAUGAUGGCCAAGCCUGGCAUAACCGCACCACGGCCCAUUGAACUGUGUGCAGUCUGUGGAGAUAAAGCCUCAGGUCGGCAUUAUGGUGCCAUCAGCUGCGAAGGCUGCAAGGGCUUUUUCAAGCGCAGCAUACGCAAGCACCUGGGCUACACGUGCCGCGGGAACAAGGACUGCCAGAUCAUCAAGCACAACCGAAACCGCUGCCAGUACUGCCGCCUGCAGAAGUGCCUCGACAUGGGCAUGAAGUCGGACUGUAAGCGCGGGAGAGUUGAUCCUCCCUCCUCUUCUUCCACUGUACAGUGUGAGAGGUCUCCCCUGAAGACAAGGGAUAAGCCACAAGGAAACUGCGCUGCAUCAACCGACAAGAUCUACAUCAGGAAGGACAUCAGAAGUCCUCUGACCGCCACACCAACCUUCGUCACAGGCAGUGUCCUGGCAGGAGGUGAUAUGAAGAGUCCACAGAGCACAAGGCAAGGUCUGUUUGAUCAAGGUAUCCUCUUGAAUGUUCAGACUACCCCUACGACGUCACCGUCGGCAUCAACCUCGGAUUCGACCACGGAUCUCAGCACUUUAGCCAGUGUCGUCACAUCCUUAGCCAAUAUGAACAAGAAGACGGAAGAGGGCCCUAGUCAUUCACAACAGAUAUAUUCUCCAUCUCAGACCCUACAAAUCAUAUCAAAUGGUGACCAGGAUGUUCAAGGAGGGGACAAUGUCUCAAAGGCUUUUGAUGCUCUUACCAAGGCACUCAAUACAUCAGGGGACUCAGAAGCAGGGGAAUUAAGUAUCGACCAAUCAGCGAAUGGAGGCUCGUCCGAUGUAGAACUGGUGAAACUCGAUUCGCCCAUGCUCUCGGAACAUCACAUGCAGUUCAAACUGACCACACCCACCCCAAUGCCCCAAUUUCUCAAUGUUCAUUACAUCUGUGAGUCUGCGUCAAGACUACUCUUCCUCUCCAUGCACUGGGCUAGGAGUUUACCGGCCUUUCAGGUUCUCAGUGCUGAUACACACACAUCAAUGGUGCAGAAAUGUUGGAGUGAGCUGUUCACGUUAGGACUAGCCCAGUGUUCCCAGGCAAUGGCGCUAUCUACCAUUCUCACAGCAAUCGUAAACCAUUUACAAACAAGUUUACAACAAGAUAAACUUUCAGCUGACAGAGUGAAGGCAGUGAUGGAACAUAUCUGGAAGCUUCAAGAGUUUGUUACGACAACGUCAAAAUUAGACGUGGAUAAUAAUGAAUUUGCGUACCUCAAGACCAUUGUACUUUUCAGUCCAGAUCAUCCUGGUUUGAGCAAUGUCCGGCAGAUUGAGAAAUUCCAAGAGAUGGCCAUAGCAGAGCUUCAUGACUACGAGGCCCACACCUACCCCUCUAAACUCAACCGCUUCUCCAAACUGCUGCUCCGCUUGCCCACCCUAAGGCUCCUCAGUCCCGCAAUCAUGGAAGAAUUGUUCUUUGCCGGUUUGAUCGGAAACGUUCAGAUAGACAGCAUCAUCCCGUAUAUAUUGCGGAUGGAAACAGCCGACUAUAACUCUGCACAGAUUACGAUGUCCGCGUCUCCGUCAUCGUUAAACGGUUGACCGUAAGAAAGAGUGGUGCAAGGGUAACUUUACUAGGAGGACCAAAUAUGGACUCGUUCUUGAACAAAGUGGCAAGGAGCAGAAUCGACCUCAAAUGCGAGAAGACAAAUGCAUCUUUCGAAGACACCAUAGAUUCGCAGGAUUCUGCAUCUCGAGUAGUCGGAACUUGUAAUCAUCAAACAAAUACCAAGACUUUUGCUGGAUCAACAAAUGCUGGCACUGCACAGGGCUUUUGAAAGUUCACUAGUUUGUGAUUUAUGCAUUCUGUCUGUUUUUAUUUUAUUGUUAUGUUCAUGUUUUCUCGUGGAGAAUCUGAGGGUAAUUCUUUACCUAUUGAAGUGCAUUAUGUACAUUUCUAUUAGAAUACAGUAAUAUUCUUGUCAAUUUUUCUCUUUCAUUUUAAUUAAUAUUUACUUUGCAUUUAAAUGAGAAACUAGUACCUCUGUGAUGCUAUCAUUUCACACAGAAUCAUGUGACUCUACUGACUCUAACAAAAAAACAUAAUUACAAUCCAUGGUAAUAUUUAUUUACUUUUACUUGAAGUCUCAACCUGUGUAUUGGUUGGUUAGUUUUUUUUAGUUUUUUUUUGUACUUCAGAAAUCUAUAAUGGCUAUACAACCUCCAAACAGUGGUAUUUAAACAGAUAGCAUGUUUAUUCUCUGUUCAAAUGCACAUGUUCAAUGAUAAAAUAUCUUUCAUUCGUCAUCACUGUUGAACACACUAUUUGUAAUUCAUCAUUUUCAAUUAUCACUUGACGAUUGAUACAAUUUUCAGUGCAUGGAAUUCAUGGAUUGUCUCUGAUGAAAUUAUCUAUAAACAUUCCUUGUAAUUUUGGGGUUUGGUGUCAAAUUUUCCUUGCAAGCGUCCCAUUCUAUGUUCAACGGUUUUGUAGGUAUGUCUUUUUAUCACAUUCACUCGCAUGUAAUGCAUGAAAGAUAAGCUACAUCAUCUGUCAUAUUAUUCAUAUAUUAGACAUACACCAAAUAGAUUCAUCGACACAAAGCUUUAUCUAGGUGGGUAUUUCUUUGUUAUUUAUUAGAAGAUAUUUGUUAUAUACCAGGGGAAGGUCUUCUGUCCAGCACUUGCUAUAUCUUACAAGUUAAGCCAAGUAUUUGAUAAAUGUGUAUAUUUGUUUGUAAUUUUCAUGAAUUUGUUUUAGAAUACCUUGAUAAGAUUAUAGUCAUGGAAUAUUUCAUUAUCAAAUCCAAUGAAAUGUAAAACAUAAUGAAAUUAAAGUUAAGAUAUUGAUAAUGGCUAAUUUCAGCUUUAACUUACAAUGUA
Messenger RNA from Lytechinus variegatus (green sea urchin), 3399 nucleotides. RefSeq names its product orphan steroid hormone receptor 2. Lineage: Eukaryota; Metazoa; Echinodermata; Echinoidea; Temnopleuroida; Toxopneustidae. The transcript has 13 exons. Gene Ontology annotation, molecular function: zinc ion binding; nuclear receptor activity; RNA polymerase II cis-regulatory region sequence-specific DNA binding. The record is from RefSeq and is a predicted model, not a curated record. Gene Ontology annotation, biological process: cell differentiation; anatomical structure development; regulation of transcription by RNA polymerase II. Bases 103 to 2118 code for a protein of 671 amino acids.